CCAGACGAACGCCACUGACAACAAACAAACAAAGGCCACUUCUACUUCCACGAUGAAAAAAUCCACUGAUACAGCAGGACUUAAGAAAAUUUGGAAGAAAAAGGACAGUGAAGUGGUCAUUGCAGUCAUUGAAUCACCUGACAAGACUGACCAGUUCAUUCUUCGCCAGAAUGAAUUCAAUUCUCUAGCACCACAGAAGUGGCUGCUGGGCGAGACAAUUGAGUGCUACCUCAGAGCCAUGCUGAAUGUGAAAGGGUUAGGGAAAAGAAUAUAUAUCCUCAACCAUUAUUCUGCUGGAGUCAUAGUUUUUGGAGAACGAUCUGCCAUGGCUAAUCACUCAUUACCCAAGCUUAACUUUGACAACUACGACGGAGUCAUAGGAUUCGUGAAUGUUUCAAACAAUCACUGGAAAUUCCUGUAUCUGAACAAGUUGAACAAAAACGUUUUUGUCAUUGAUCCCUUGGGUCAAGCUGAGGACCAAGAGUCAGGCGUUGCUGCGAAACGGUUUUGCCAGUUCUUCAGAAUGCGGCAGAACCGUUAUCAGAAGACCGAUUGGGUGGAUGUGAAGUGGAAGGGAGCCACAAUCAACCACAGCAUUCAGAAGGAUGGUAACAACUGUGGUGUUUUCGUCAUGAAGAUGGCUACAGACGUGGUGGAGGCUUUUCCUGUUGUCCCCCAGGAAAUAAAAAUAGCCACAUCACAAAAGGACUUAAAAGACCUGAGGAUCACCAUGGCAAAAACUAUUUUGCAGUGCUCUGUCUUCAGUGAAACAGACCAUUGCUCCAGUUGCGGCCAGGAGAAUCCCACUGGACAGAAGGGAAACACAAAAUGGAUUGAAUGUACUAAAUGCAGGAGGUGGUACCAUCCGACCUGCAUUGCCAUGUCAGAUGAAGAUUGGGACAAGGAAAAAGAGGAAGUGACAACGAUGUGGAACUGUGACUUUUGCUGAUUGUCAAAUCGUCAUGAUCGUCAUGAUGUAAGUUUGUAACUUUGAAUGUGUCUGUUUUGUGUUUAAAACAAACACUUUAAAUUUUAGAUAUCAUUCCUUCCAGUGUGUCACCAAUCACAACACAUCUGUCAAAAUAAAAAAUGAGAAAUGUAAAGAAAUUAUGCUCACUGUUAUUAUUCUGUCUAAGAAUCUUGUAAGGGUUUUAAAGGAAAGCAAGAAGCUGUGGAAACUUC
This is a messenger RNA of Centropristis striata (black sea bass), 1182 nucleotides long. RefSeq lists its product as uncharacterized. Bases 53 to 949 code for a protein of 298 amino acids. The record is from RefSeq and is a predicted model, not a curated record. Gene Ontology annotation, biological process: proteolysis. Lineage: Eukaryota; Metazoa; Chordata; Actinopteri; Perciformes; Serranidae. The transcript is spliced from 9 exons. Gene Ontology annotation, molecular function: cysteine-type peptidase activity.